Molecule: messenger RNA, 408 nt
Organism: Staurois parvus
Lineage: Eukaryota; Metazoa; Chordata; Amphibia; Anura; Ranidae
Source: the annotation of a GenBank genome assembly
UACAAGCGUCGUCAGGCAGGCCGGGUCAAUAACAAACGGGCAGGUAGGUACAGGGGGGUCAGGCAGAGAAUGGUCGGGGUCACAAGCCAGGGAUCAGAACAGGAGAAGUCAGCAGAGGUCCAGAUCAAGCAGGGUCAGCAACAAGACAGGAACAGGAACAGGAACAGGAUGCAGGAACAAGAUACAGGGCCCAGGAAAAACACACACCAAGGCAGAGUCUGCAGGUCUGGCCAUCCCUUAAAUACACCAGCAUAAGCAGUUUUCAGGUGUUUUGGCUGGCUGCAGGGUUGAGUCUCUGAUUGCUGGGAGCACCCGCUGGCCAGCCCUGGUACUGCAGCCCAUAAGGCAGGUGAGUCCCACCAUUGCUGGCCAGUCCAUCCAUUCCUGACAUAUACACUCAGGGGAUAA